This is a messenger RNA of Pteropus alecto (black flying fox), 6169 nucleotides long. It is a transcript of the gene TMEM131, whose product is annotated as transmembrane protein 131. The transcript is spliced from 41 exons. Gene Ontology annotation, cellular component: membrane. Lineage: Eukaryota; Metazoa; Chordata; Mammalia; Chiroptera; Pteropodidae. The record is from RefSeq and is a predicted model, not a curated record. The coding region runs from base 153 to 5423 and encodes 1756 amino acids.
CAUUUAUCCAGUCGGAGAGCAUAAUAGAAGUACUGCGUUUUGAUGAUGGAGGGCUACUACAGACUGAGACAACACUUGGGCUCAGUUCAUAUCAGCAGAAAAGUGUGUCCCGGUACCGCGGCCACUGCAGGCCCAUACGGUUCGAGCCACCAAUGCUGGACUUCCACGAGCAGCCAGUUGGAAUGCCAAAAAUGGAAAAAGUUUACUUACAUAAUCCUAGCUCUGAAGAAACUAUUACUUUAGUAUCAAUAUCUGCUACAACAUCACAUUUUCAUGCAUCAUUUUUUCAAAAUAGGAAAAUUCUUCCAGGAGGAAAUACAUCAUUUGAUGUAGUUUUUCUUGCAAGAGUAGUAGGAAAUGUAGAAAAUACAUUAUUUAUUAACACAUCUAAUCAUGGGGUAUUUACCUACCAGGUAUUUGGUGUCGGUGUUCCAAAUCCUUAUCGAUUGAGGCCAUUCCUUGGGGCCAGAGUCCCUGUGAAUAGCAGUUUCUCACCUAUAAUAAACAUACACAAUCCUCACAGUGAGCCUUUGCAGGUGGUAGAAAUGUACUCUAGUGGAGGAGAUCUUCACCUAGAACUUCCAACAGGUCAACAAGGAGGUACCAGAAAACUGUGGGAAAUCCCUCCCUAUGAAACCAAGGGCGUGAUGAGGGCCAGCUUUUCAUCCCGAGAAGCAGAUAACCACACAGCCUUCAUACGAAUCAAGACUAAUGCCUCCGACAGCACAGAGUUCAUCAUUCUUCCUGUUGAGGUUGAAGUUACAACAGCUCCUGGAAUUUAUUCCUCAACAGAAAUGUUAGAUUUUGGUACACUGCGAACACAAGAUCUACCAAAAGUUUUAAAUCUUCAUUUAUUAAAUUCAGGAGCAAAAGAUGUACCAAUAACAAGUAUUCGACCCACACCACAAAAUGAUGCUAUAACAGUGUACUUUAAACCAAUUACCUUAAAAGCUUCAGAAAGUAAAUAUACUAAGGUUGCAAGUAUUAGUUUUGAUGCAUCAAAGGCAAAAAAACCAUCUCAGUUUUCUGGGAAAAUCACUGUUAAAGCAAAGGAAAAAAGUUAUUCUAAACUUGAAAUACCAUAUCAAGUAGAAGUGUUGGAUGGUUACUUGGGAUUCGAUCACGCUGCAACAUUGUUUCACAUCCGAGACAGUCCUGCCGACCCUGUGGAAAGGCGGGUUCACCUUACUAACACCUUUAGUUUUGCCGUCCUCAUUCAUGAUGUGUUGCUACCAGAGGAAGCCAAAAUAAUGUUUAAAGUUCACAACUUCAGCAAACCAGUCUUAAUUCUUCCAAAUGAAUCAGGAUACAUUUUUACCCUGUUUUUUAUGCCAUCCACAUCAUCUGUGCACAUAGAUAACAACAUUUUGCUUAUUACCAAUGCUUCUAAAUUUCAUUUGCCUGUGCGGGUGUAUACAGGCUUUUUAGAUUAUUUUGUAUUACCCCCCAAAAUUGAGGAGCGUUUCAUAGAUUUUGGUGUACUGAGUGCAACAGAAACAAGUAAUAUUUUAUUUGCAAUUAUAAACAGCAAUCCAAUUGAGUUGGCUAUAAAAAGUUGGCAUAUCAUAGGAGAUGGUUUAUCAAUAGAACUCGUAGCUACUGAAAGAGGCAAUAGGACUACAAUAAUUUCAAGCCUUCCAGAGUUAGAAAAAUCCUCUUCAUCAGACCAGUCAUCAGUGGUAUUAGCUUCAGGCUAUUUUGCUGUGUUCAGAGUCAAACUUACUGCAAAAAAACUGGAAGGGGUUCAUGAUGGAGCCAUACAGAUCACAACAGACUAUGAGAUCCUGACGAUUCCUGUGAAGGCUGUAAUUGCAGUGGGGUCGCUGACUUGCUUCCCAAAGCAUAUGAUCCUUCCUCCGUCCUUUCCAGGGAAAAUAGUCCAUCACAGUUUAAAUAUCAUGAACUCCUUCUCACAGAAGGUAAAGAUACAGCAAAUACGAUCUUUGUCAGAAGAUGUGCGGUUUUACUACAAACGCUUACGGGGCAAUAAGGAAGACUUGGAGCCAGGGAAGAAAUCAAAGAUUGCAAACAUUUAUUUCGAUCCGGGACUGCAGUGUGGGGAUCAUUGCUAUGUUGGCUUGCCUUUUCUGUCCAAAUCUGAAGCCAAGGUGCAGCCCGGGGCAGCCAUGCAGGAGGAAAUGUGGGACGCCGACUGGAGUCUGCACCAAAGCCUGUUCAAAGGCUGGAUGGAGAUAAAGGACAACUCAGGUCAUAGAUUGAGUGCAUUAUUUGAAGUUAAUACAGACCUUCAAAAAAACAUACUAUCAAAAAUCACUGCUGAGCUCUCGUGGCCUUCCAUACUUAGCUCGCCACGGCACUUGAAAUUUCCACUUACGAAUACAAACUGCUCCUCGGAAGAAGAGAUUACUUUAGAAAAUCCUGCAGAUGUUCCUGUUUAUAUCCAGUUUAUUCCUCUGGCUUUAUAUUCCAAUCCUUCAGUCUUCGUAGACAAAUUAAUAUCAAGGUUUAACUUGAGUAAGGUGGCAAAGAUAGAUUUAAGAACACUAGAAUUUCAAGUCUUCAGAAACAGUGCUCAUCCACUGCCAGGUUCAACAGGAUUCACAGAGGGCCUCUCCAAACAUUUAAUCUUAAACCUAAUUUUAAAACCUGGAGAAAAGAAGUCUGUCAGAGUAAAGUUUACUCCGAUUCACAACAGAACUGUCUCUUCACUCAUCGUGAUCAGAAAUAACCUGACCGUGAUGGAUGCUGUGAUGGUGCAAGGACAAGGAACUACCGAGAACCUGAGGGUAGCAGGCAAGCUUCCAGGCCCAGGGAGUUCCUUACGCUUUAAAAUCACAGAAGCAUUAUUGAAAGACUGUACAGAGAGUUUGAAACUAAGAGAGCCAAAUUUCACAUUGAAAAGAACAUUUAAAGUAGAAAAUACAGGACAACUUCGAAUUCACAUAGAAACCAUUGAAGUCAGUGGGUGCUCAUGUGAGGGGUAUGGCUUCAAAGUCGUUAAUUGCCGAGCGUUUACACUGAGCGCCAACGCCUCUAAAGACAUAGUUAUAUUGUUUACUCCUGAUUUCACAGCUUCCAGAGUUAUUCGUGAACUGAAGUUCGUAACGACCAGCGGUUCUGCAUUUGUAUUUGUGUUGAAUGCCUCUCUUCCAUACCAUAUGUUAGCAACUUGUGCAGAAGCCCUUCCCAGGCCCAACUGGGAGCUAGCCCUAUAUAUCAUCAUCUCAGGAAUAAUGAGUGCACUGUUUCUCCUGGUCAUCGGAACAGCCUAUCUAGAAGCUCAAGGAAUCUGGGAGCCAUUUCGAAGGCGUCUGUCCUUUGAGGCCUCGAACCCGCCCUUUGAUGUGGGGAGACCAUUUGAUCUCAGGAGGAUCGUUGGUAUUUCAUCUGAAGGAAACUUGAACACACUCAGCUGUGACCCCGGUCACAGUCGGUUCUGUGGGCCGUCAUCCCGGCCCAGCGCAGGGAGUCACAAGCAGUGUGGCCCAUCAGUCCACCCACACAGCAGCCACAGCAGUAGAAACCCAGUUGACGUGGACGUCAGAGCCAAAAACAGCUCCAGUACCUCUAGCAGGACUUCUGCACAAUCUGUUAGCAAAGCAAGCCCUCUUGUCCUUGACUCAAACACAGUGGCCCAGAGUCACACAGCUGGCAGAAAGUCCAAAGGAGCAAAACAGAGCCAGCACAGCAGCCAGCACCAUGUCCACAGUCCUCUGGAGCAGCACUUGCCCCCUCCACCACCACCACCACCAGUGCCUCAGCACCAAGAGCCACAGCCAGGAAGGCUGUCACCUGCCCCCCUCGCGCAUCCUGCCCACCCAGAACGUGCCAGCAGCACAAGGCACAGCUCAGAGGACUCCGACAUCACUAGUCUCAUAGAAGCCAUGGACAAAGACUUCGACCACCAUGACUCCCCACCCCUAGAUGUGUUUACAGAGCAGCCACCCUCACCACUGUCAAAAAACAAAGGGAAAGGGAAACCUCUCCAGCGCAAGGGUAAGCCACCCAAGAAGCAAGAAGAGAAGGAGAGGAAAGGAAAGGGGAAGCCACAGGAAGAUGAGCUGAAAGGCUCCUUGGCUGACGAUGACAGCUCCUCCAGCACCACAGAGACCUCCAUCCCAGACACAGAGCCCCUCCUCAAGGAGGAUACAGAAAAGCAAAAAGGAAAACAAGCCAUGCCUGAAAAACAUGAAAAUGAAAUGUCUCAAGUGAAGCAAAAAAGCAAAAAGCUCUUGAAUGUUAAGAAAGAAGUCCCAACAGAUGUGAAACCCAGUUGUUUAGAGCUGCCGUACCCGCCCCCACUAGACAGUAAACGGAGAAACCUCCCAACCAAGAUUCCUCUUCCAACUGCAUUGACAAGUGGCUCCAAACCACGGAAUUCUCAGAAAGCAAAAGGUACAAAUAAGUUAGUGGAUAACAGACCUCCUGCCCCAGCAAAACUCCUCCCAAAUGGUGAAGAACCGGGCAGCACCAGCAGCUCAGAGGGUGAAAAGGACUCUCCGCCAGAGUGGGACUCCGUGCCAGUCCACAAACCCGGCAGCUCUACCGAUAGCCUUUAUAAACUUUCUCUGCAAACCCUCAACGCAGACAUUUUCUUAAAACAACGCCAGGCCUCACCAACACCAGCCUCUCCAUCUCCCCCCGCCGCACCUUGCCCGCUCACAUCCCGCAGCAGCUACAGCAGCAUCGUCAACAGCAGCUCCAUCAGCGACCCUAAAAUCAAGCAGCCAAGUGGAAGCAAACACAAAUUGACAAAAGCAGCCUCGCUCCCUGGCAAGAAUGGCAACCCCACUUUUGCUGCAGUCACAGCUGGCUACGAUAAGAGCCCCGGUGGGAAUGGCUUCGCUAAAGUUUCUUCAAACAAAACAGACUUUUCCAGCAGCCUUGGCAUCUCACAUACUCCUGCUGACAGCGACGGCUCCGACAGCUCAGGUUUGUGGAGUCCCGUCAGCAACCCCAGCAGUCCUGACUUCACACCCCUCAAUUCGUUCUCCGCCUUCGGGAAUUCUUUUAACCUAACCAGUGAAGUGUUCAGCAAACUUGGGUUAUCACGAUCGUGCAAUCAAGCCUCACAGAGGAGCUGGAAUGAGUUCGGUACAGGCCCAGCAUACCUUUGGGACUCCCCAGCAACGGAUCCCAGCCCUCCCUGGCCGGCCAGUUCCGGUUCCCCAACCCCCACGGCCACACCCGUCCUCGGCAGUCCCAGCGGCCUGUGGUCCACCACCCCAUUCAGCAGCUCCAUCUGGUCCAGCACCUCCCUCCCCUUCACCACUCCCGCCGGCACACUGACCAGCAUCGGCCUCCUGGGCGCAGAGACCAGCUCCGGCCCCCACACCCCUUCCACCUCUGGCCCCGCCGAUGACUUGGGACAGACCUACAACCCAUGGCGGGUGUGGAGCCCCACAAUCGGGAGGAGGAGCUCCGACCCGUGGUCUAAUUCGCACUUCCCUCAUGAGAAUUGAAAUUAGACCAAAAAAAAAAAAGCAGGACCCCUGGUCUAGAUCAUGACAGGCCGGUCCCCAGACGUCCAUCUGCCGUAGCUCCCGUCCCCUCCCCUCAUCUUGGCCACACAGACUCGAGCAGAGCAGGCUAUACCACCCGCUGCUUUCAGACCCUUCUCACAAUUAUGAUACUGAGAUUUGCUGUUGUGCUUUUAGAAAAAGUCUGGACUCAGCCACACUCUGAUAAGACCUGUACAUCUGGAAACCUUACCUGUUACCAAGUUUCCACCUCCCUUCUUCCAUUCUUUACUUACCCGUAUGAACACAAAUUUGACAUUGCAGCUAAGGAAGUAAUUUGAGUUGAUUCAGAAGUCUGGCAUGUGACAAUUUUAUUAAAUUACCAAGUCUGGUUUUUAAUAGUUACACAAUAUUAUGCGCCGAGAUCUAAUUUUAAAAACAUAUGAAGACUUUGUGCUGAAAAAUACAGAGUAUUUUUUUAAAAUAAGGCUGUCCUGGUUUAAAAGCAAGUUACAGAAAUGUAAGUUGACAUUAAGAACAGUGAAUGAAUGUGAAAACAUUCAAGACCAUUUGCAUUUCCUGUGCUGUUUGUACUUGAGGUAUGUAACAUUUGUAUACCUGAAUUUAUUUUAAAAGAUAAACUGAAAUGCACAUAGCCAAGUCUUGAGAUACAAGAUUGAAUGUGUAUUUCUUAAAAAUACAACUUUGUGUUGUACUUUGAAAUAAAUGCUUUUUUCAAAAGCCUUGAA